Molecule: messenger RNA, 9772 nt
Organism: Acanthochromis polyacanthus (spiny chromis)
Lineage: Eukaryota; Metazoa; Chordata; Actinopteri; Pomacentridae
Gene: madd
Product: MAP-kinase activating death domain
Exons: 37
Coding region: 422-5500 (1692 amino acids)
Biological process (GO): regulation of Rab protein signal transduction; regulation of apoptotic process
Cellular component (GO): cytosol
Molecular function (GO): guanyl-nucleotide exchange factor activity
Source: RefSeq, a predicted model, not a curated record
GAGGAGGAGGAGGAGGAGGAUGUUGUGAAGGCAGGUUGGUUGGUUGGAGCUAACCGACCGACAGUAGCUCAUCGAGCUCCGAGGCGGACUCUCUGCUCCUCCCGCAGCGCUGGGCAUCCAGUCACACGGAGUGGGGAGCAUCCUCUGACAGUUCGCCACCAACCUGAGUGGAUUUAGGGUCUGAAUUCCGGACAAACGUCGCCGCCUCUGCGCCGCUGUGACCACGGAGGAGAACCAGCAGCUGGCUCCGGGGCGACCGUUUGCUGCUAGCAGGCUACCCUGAGCAGCUGGGAUUUGGCCUCAUUUUUGGAACCAUGAUGGUGAAAAUCGAGGACGACGCUCCCGAGCUUCCCCGGUUGUGAUGAAAACUGGCCAGUGACUCGAGAGUUUAUCCUGGAUGCCGUGACGUGGUCGAUCCAAGAUGGAGAAAAAGAAAACGUGCCCUCGCCUCCUCGACUACUUGGUGGUGGUCGGAGCUCGGCAACCCAGCAGUGACAGCGUGGCUCAGACCCCUCAGCUCCUCCGUCGCUACCCUCUGGAGGACCACCACGACUUCCCGCUGCCUCCGGACGUCGUCUUCUUCUGCCAACCGGAGGGCUGCCUGAGCAUCCGUCAGCGCCGGGUCAGCCUCCGCGACGACUCGUCCUUCGUGUUCACGCUCACCGACAAGGACUCGGGAAUCACCCGCUACGGGAUCUGCGUCAACUUCUACCGGUCCUUCCAGCGAGGACACCACCGCAGCCGAGGGGACAAGAGCAGAGACGCAGAGUCGACGGCGCCGCCGGUGGAGACGGCGACCGAAGCUUCAGAAGACGGCGGCGUCGGUCCGGCCUCGACGUUAGCUCCUCCUAACAACGCAGAGUCUGCUCCUCCGCCUUCAUCCGGAGAAGAAGGAGAGAAACCAGCCGCCGAGCAGAAUGCCGGAAAAUCCCCACAGCACAGACGGAGCGCCGCCAAGACGGCAGCCCGGAACCGAAACAGCACCCUGACGUCGCUGUGCAUCCUCAGCCACUACCCUUUCUUCUCCACCUUCAGGGAAUGCCUGUAUAUUCUGAAGAGGCUGGUGGACUGCUGCAGUCAGAGGCUCACCCAGCGGGCCGGACUCCCGCGGGCCACCCAGAGGGACACCAUGUGGCGGGUUUUCACCGGUGCUACGUCUGUGGAGGAGAAAGGCAGCCAGCUGCUGGCCGACCUGCGGGAGAUUGAAUCCUGGAUUUACCGGCUUCUCCGGUCUCCGGUACCGCUGGCGGGUCAGAGACGUGUCGACGUGGAGGUUCUGCCCCACGAACUGAAGCGAGCCCUGACCUUCGCCCUGCCUGACAACUCCCGCUUCGCCAUGGUCGACUUCCCCCUGCACCUGCCCUUAGAGCUGCUGGGCGUGGACGCCUGUCUGCAGGUCCUCAGCUGUGUCCUGCUGGAGCACAAGGUCAUUCUUCAGUCCAGAGAUUACAAUGCUUUGUCCAUGAGCGUCAUGGCCUUCGUGGCGAUGAUCUACCCGCUGGAGUACAUGUUCCCCGUCAUCCCCCUGCUGCCCACAUGUAUGGCCUCUGCUGAACAGCUCCUCCUCGCUCCCACUCCAUACAUUAUCGGCGUACCGGCGAGCUUCUUCCUCUACAAAUCUGAUUUCAAAAUGCCAGACGACCUUUGGCUCGUUGACCUUGACAGCAGCAAGGUUAUAGCACCUACCAAUGCAGAGAUUCUCCCUCCUCUUCCAGAGCCUGAAGCAGGCGAGCUAAAGAAACAUCUAAAGCAGUGUCUGGUUAGGUUGACCGUGAUCACCCAAAAGCAGAUCUUCUCCUCUGAAAAUAAGGCCUUGGCCAGUAUGAGCCUGAACACCCAACCCAUCCUGAACCUGGAGAAGUUCCAGGAGGGUCAGGAGAUGCCGCUGCUUCCGCCCGGACGAGAUAAAGCCUCGCCGUCCUCCACCGAGUUCAACCCUCUGAUUUACGGCAACGACGUCGACUCUGUGGAUGUGGCCACGAGGGUUGCCAUGGUACGGUUCUUCAACUCCCCAAAUGUUCUCCAAGGUUUCCAGAUGCACACUCGCACAUUGCGUCUCUUCCCCCGGCCAGUCGUGGCUUUCCAGUCCACGUCUUUUCUUGCAUCUCGGCCGCGACGUUCCAGCUUUGCAGAUAAACUGUCUCACACCCAGGCAGUGGAGUUCUACGGAGAGUGGGCUCUGAAUCCCACCAACCUCGCCUUUCAGAGGAUACACAACAAUGUGUUUGACCCCUCCUUAAUCGGAGAUAAACCCAAGUGGUAUGCACACCAGUUACAACCAGUGCUCUACAGAGUUUACGAUGGAAGCUCCCAACUGGUUGAAGCUAUGGCUGGGCCUUUGGAGGAUGAAGGCAACGAAUCCGACCCCACAGACAGCGGUAGUGACAGUGAGGCGUACGACGACUCCAGCUCAUCCUAUUCCUCACUUGGAGACCUCGUUAGUGAGAUGAUUCAAGGCGACAUCCAAGGAGACACGCCAAGCUUGGACCCGCCUACCCACGCUGCUCUGGGAGAUGCCAGUGAGGUGGAGUUUCAGGACUUCCAUGACUUCAGGGAAGGUCACGGUCCCGAGGGUCCUCCCAGCGGAGAUGGACCGGCCGAACCCUUAGAUGGACAACCUCUUCGCUCGAGCUCCAGCACAACCGCAAGCUCGAGUCCCAGCACAAUCAUCCAGGGAGUCAACCAUGAGCAGGGCGAAGUGCCUGAAAUCGAAGCCUCAGCGAGCGCCGCCUUACAGAACCCCGUCCCCGGACUGGGCAGUCAGCCGUUCCUCAGACCUGCAGCCGAUGCUGGUCUGGUGGAUCCAGCCAACAAAAAGCAAGAGUAUGACAACCCGUACUUUGAGCCUCAGUAUGGCUUCCCCUCAGAGGAUGAUCCUGAUGCAGAGGAGCAAGUGGAAUCAUACACCCCUCGAUUCAACCAGAACCUCAAUGGCAACAAGGCUCAGCGUCCUUUACGUCCCAGUAGCCUGAGGCUUCCAGGAGAGUCUGACGGAGAAGGAGACUCGCGCAACAGCUCGCCCAACUCAACCAUCUCCAACAGCAGCAAUGAUGGAUUCGGAGGGCUCAUGUCCUUUGCCAGCAAUCUUUACAAGAACCACGGCACCAGUUUCAGUCUCUCCAAUCUGGCUCUUCCCAACAAGGCGGCGAGAGAGAAAUCAACACCUUUCCCCAGCCUAAAAGUAUUUGGGCUAAAUUCUCUAAUGGAGAUAAUUACUGAGGCCGGCCCGGGGAGCGGAGAAGGAGCUCGUGCACCUCGAGCGCUCGUGGACCAGAAGUCUUCGGUGAUCAAACACAGUCCGACGGUGAAGAGGGAGUCUCCGUCUCCUCAGGGUCGAGUCAAUAACACCAGUGAGAACCAGCAGUUCCUGAAGGAGGUGGUCCAGAGCGUUCUGGACGGACAGGGGGUCGGCUGGCUCAACAUGAAGAAAGUCCGCCGCCUGCUGGAGAACGAGCAGCUCCGCGUCUUUGUUCUGAGCAAACUGAACCGAGCCGUGCAGUCGGAGGAAGACGCCAGGCAGGAGAUCAUACGAGAUGUGGAGGUGAGCAGGAAGGUGUAUAAAGGCAUGUUGGACAUCUUGAAGUGCACAGUUUCCAGUCUGGAGCACUCGUAUACAAACGCCGGCCUCGGAGGGAUGGCCAGUGUCUUCAGCUUACUGGAAAUAGCUCGAACCCAUUACCAAACCAAAGACCCAGAAAAGCGCAAGCGAAGCCCCACAGACAGUGCUGGCAGCCCGGGGAGUAAAGAGAGUCCUUCUGGUCGCAUGGAGACCUCCAGACCUCAGGGGCUCCUGAAUAUUCCCCACCUGCAGCUGCCGCACCACACAACGGGCAAAGGAGCCCGCCAUUUUGAUACCCGGAGUCUGAACGAGGAGAACUUUAUUGCCUCGAUUGAAUUGUGGAGCAAGCACCAGGAUAAGCAAAAAGCUAUGGAAAAACCACAGAGAUCUGAAGGAGCGAAGCAGCAGCGCCCUCAGGUGGCCGACGCUGAGGAGAAGAAAUCUCAGAUCAGUGCUGACAGCGGCCUCAGUGUUGCCUCCGGAUCUCAGAAAAGUGACACGGAGUCGGUGACGAGCUCAGAGCCGCCGAUCCUGACGAGAAGCACCAGCCAGGACUCGGAGGCCAGCACAGUGAUCAGCAACAGCUCUGGAGAGACUCUGGGAGCCGACAGCGACCUGAGCAGCACCGCAGGCGACGGGCUGGGAGGAAGAACCGCUCCUCAUCUGGCCCAGUCCAGAGGGACGCUGUCCGACAGCGAGAUCGAAACCAACCCGGCCACCAGCGCCGUGUUUGGGAAGACUCACACUCUGAAACCAGGAGCCAAAGACCAGGUUCCUGCCGUGGCCAAGGGUCCACCUGCCCAGCCGAUGGAGGACAUCAGCAUGAGGAUCUACCUGUGUGAAGGCCUGCUGGGCCGCGAUAAGAGCUCCGUUUGGGAUCAACUAGAGGAUGCUGCCAUGGAAACCUUUUCUUUAAGUAAGGAACGUUCCACGCUGUGGGACCAGGUCCAGUUCUGGGAGGACGCCUUCCUGGACGCCGUGAUGUUGGAGCGGGAGGGUAUGGGCAUGGACCAGGGCCCUCAGGAGAUGAUUGAAAGAUAUCUGUCGCUUGGAGAACACGAUCGCAAACGUCUGGAGGACGAUGAAGACCGACUCUUGGCCACUUUGCUGCACAAUAUGAUCGCCUACAUGCUAAUGCUGAAAGUGAACAAAAACGACAUCAGGAAGAAAGUGAGGCGCCUGAUGGGGAAGUCCCACAUCGGUCUCACCUACAGCCAAGAGAUCAAUGAGAUUCUGGACAAACUGGCCAACAUGAACGGCCGAGAGUUGUCCAUCAGACCCAGUGGAAGCCGACACAUCAAGAAACAGACGUUUGUUGUUCACGCCGGCACCGAUACCACCGGAGACAUCUUCUUCAUGGAGGUGUGUGACGACUGCAUCGUCCUGCGCAGCAACAUCGGUACGGUCUACGAGCGCUGGUGGUACGAGAAGCUCAUCAACAUGACCUACUGUCCGAAGACCAAGGUGCUCUGUCUGUGGAGACGCAACGGCCAGGAGACUCAGCUCAACAAGUUCUAUACCAAAAAGUGUCGGGAGCUCUACUACUGUGUUAAAGACAGCAUGGAAAGAGCUGCAGCAAGACAGCAAAGCAUUAAACCAGGUCCGGAGCUGGGCGGAGAGUUUCCCGUCCAGGACAUGAAGACGGGCGAAGGCGGCCUGCUGCAGGUCACUCUGGAGGGAAUCAACCUGAAGUUCAUGCACAGCCAGGUUUUCAUAGAGCUGAGUCACAUUAAAAAGUGCAAUACAGUGAAGGGAGUCUUUGUCCUGGAGGAAUUUGUUCCUGAAACUAAAGAAGUGGUGAUCCACAAGUACAAGACCCCCAUGGCUCAUCAGAUCUGUUACUCGGUCCUCUGUCUGUUCUCGUACGUGGCGGCGGUGAAGGGGAAGGAGGCGGAAGGAGGAAAACCCAAGAUGCUGUCACCGAGACCCGUCCCCAGUUAGCUGCUUCCCCUCCUCCGUCCACCGACAGACUCUAGACAAUCCCUACUACUGUAAGCACACUGCUCUGCUCCCGCUGUACAUAGACCUUUGUAGGUGUCGUGAUAUCGUGUAAAUACUUCGUCCUGAUGUUCCGCCUCAACGUUCCGCCUCCUGUCGUCCGACUCUUUGUACCGACGGUUCUGCCAAGGCGCUGAGUGCAUGCAGGUCCCGUGCACAGCCUCCGACCGGCCACGCCGUAGCUUCCUCCUCGUCUUUCUCCGUCCCGGGUUCUUCUGGUGGUCGGUCUCGUGAUUUCCUGUAAAUUCGUGUCCGGUUUUACGCUCCAAGCUGCACCAGAGCGCCGCAUGUCAAGACGCUUCUCCGUGGUGUUUGAAACCCUGUGAGUGUUCUUCUCUAGAGCGUGCCGUGAAACUUCCUCGUCCGUGGUCCGCUGUUCUAUCGGUUUGCAUGUUGCUAUGACGACUAUGCGAAAUAAAUAUUAUAUAUAUAUUUCUAUAUAUAGUAUUUAUUUAAUAUAUACAUACAUAUAUUAUUGACUGUACAUUUCUCUGGAGAAAAAGAAAAAUGACUAAAAAAACAAACAGAUGUUACAAAAGUUGUCGAUUUGCUAGAUGUGCAAUACUUAAUACUGAGUAGUUAGCCAUUAGCCAUUAGCCAGAGCCGUUUCCCUCCAGUUAACUGGCUUCAACAGUGUGAGGAAUGUAAGAAAGGCGUGUUUUUUUUGUUUGUUUGUUUUCUAUAGUAAACAUGGAUUGAAGUGACUUUCCAGCGUGACAUGAACGUUUAAAGUUUGUCCACAGGUCGGUCGGAUGAGGCCACAAACGGCCGCUGAGGUGGUUUUUAAAGGUGAAAAGUUCAGAAUAAUUAGAAUUUUAGUCACAUUUCUGGUCAAAGCAGGUGUUUUCUAGUCUUUAGCAGACGUGUAGGAGUUUUUCUUGUCCACUCUGGUUGUCGAACACUUUAAACUGCAUGUACACUCGGAUAAAUGAGGAAAUUUACAGUAUCUGCCUUCUGACAUGUGUCUGUAGAACUUUAUUUUGAUAAAAUCAGCGACUAAAAGGAGCAAAAGGCGUCUUUGAUGGUCUAAAUUUGUGCUGACGUUUCUUGUUACACAAAUGCUUAAAUACUUCUACUAGUGGAAACGUCAGUUGUAAACUAGAAAUUACUUUAAAAAUCACUGCAUCUGAGUGUUUCAUGGACAUUUGCUGAGGUUCCUCAGAGUUUAUAGAAGCUGACAAAUGUUUUAUUGAAUUGUAAUUUGGGUCUGAAAUAGUUUUCAAAAGUGUAUUUGUUGUUUUUCCUACUUUAUACUGCUGCAGUAGUGAGGGUGAAGUAUGUUCUGGUUGUUGUUCAGAAUUUACAACUGGUUAGAAACUUCAAAAAGUUCUCAAUCAAACUGUCUAUAUACUAAAAUGAAGGAUUUGCUCAAGUUUCUUGAACAUGUUUCGCCUGUUAACCAAAACUUUUUUUCAGUUCUGACUGAAAAACUGAACCGUGAGCUGAAGAAACCUUUAGGGUGAGAAGUUGAAACAUCUUUUAGAAACUAAAACACGUCCAGCUGCCUUCAUGUUAGCAUUUAGAUGACGGUUAAACAUGUUUUUAGAUUUCCAGGCUCAGGGUCAAAUGUUCUGACUGGUUUCUGUUGGAAGCAGCGACCUUCUGUUGACGAUAUCUUGAAAUUUACAGAACCAGUUGGAUAAAACGUAAAGAGAUUUAGAACCGUAUUUAGGGAUUUCCUUCCUCAUGCUGUUGAAAUAGUGAGGAUGAAGUAUGUUCUGGUUGUUAUUCAGAAUUUAAAACUGGUUAGAAACUUCAAAAAGUUCUCAAUCUCAAUUCCAAAACGAAGACAGAUGGAAUUCCUCAAAUUUCUUGAAGAUGUUUCACCUUUUAACCGAAACUUUUCUUCAGUUCUGACUGAAAAACUGAACCGUGAACCGAAGAAACCUUUAGAGUGAGAAAUUUAAACGUCUUUUAGAAACUGCAAUACGUCCAGCGUCCUUCAUUUUAGCAUUUAGAUGAAUGUUAAAGAUGCUUUAGAUUUCCAGGGUCAAAUGUUAGAAGAAGUGAACUUCUGUUGGCGUUAUCUUUAAAUUUAUAGCUUCAGGUCAACAACUGGGCCUUUCUUUGUCCGUUUGUAAAGACUAACGGACAGAAACAUCGAAAAGUUCUCCAAUCACACAGGCCGUUGUAGAUCUAAAUGCUGGAUUUGUUCAGGUUCCUUGAAGAACAUUUCUUCAGUUCUGACUGAAAAACUAAACGGUAAAAUGAAGAAACCUUUAGGACGAGGCUCUUUAAGGAACUAAAACUGCCUUUGUUGUAACGUUUAGAUACCAGUCCGGGCACAGAAUCACAUUUUCUGAUGUCUUCUGGUGGAAGCAGUGACCUUCUGCUGGUGACAGUACCUUUAAAUUUACAGCUGAAGGUCAACAACUCGACCUUUCUUCUCCAUUUAUAUAAAGUAACUGACAGAUAAAAGCCUGUUGAAGGUCAAGAGAAGCAGACAGAUGUAACUUACAUUUGCUCUGCUGUAAAGAUGAUGCAGAAUCCAAACAUAUUUAAGAACACAGACCUUUGAAAUGAUCGGAUCAGACUGUAAGGAGAUAAAUGCUGGAAAAUGUUCUUCCAAAGUGAAAAUACUUGACUGGAUGCCACUUGAAAGAGUUUUAAAACUGUAUUUGAGGUUUUCCUUUCUCUUUUUGGCGACUUUGUGAAGCUGCAGCAUGUUCUGGUUGAGCUUUUUUUUACCCAUUUUAAACUCUAAAUGAACAGUUAAACAGAUCAGAAUUGACGUAAAUGCUAAAACAACCAGACCUGUAUGAGUUUCUUGAUGUUUCUUAUCUAAUCUGAAACAUUUUGACUGAAGAACUAAACCUUAACUGAAGAAACCUUUAGUUUUAGCACUUAAAAGCCAUCUGUGAACCAAAGUUGCCUCAACAAGACUUGUGCGAGUUUCUUGAACACGUUUAUCUGAUCUGAGACGUUUUGACAGAAAAAACCUUCACCGAAAACCUUUUGUUUUAGCCCUGAGAAGCCAUCUAUAAAUACGACCAGUUAGUUUUUCAGACCGUAAUUAAAAGUAGGAAGAACAUAUUCCAGCAUCUGAGUGAAAAUUCCAACCUGGAUGCCAUUUCAAAGAGGAUUUAAACUUCUUGUUCCUCUUUUUGUGAAGACGCAGCAUCUUCUGGUUGAGUUUUUCGUGUUUCUAACAUAUUUUAAACUCUAAGUUAACAGUUAAACAGCUCCGAUUUGAUGUAAAUGCUCAAAUGAAGGCAACAAGAUGUUUCUUGACCACUUUUCUUAUCCAAUCUGAAACGUUUUGACUGUAGAAACCUUAGUUUUAGCACUUAGAAGCCAUCUGUAAAUGCAGCCAAUGCCUCGAUCCUGUUGACGAUAUCUUUAAAUUUACAGCUUCAGGUCAACAACUCGACCUUUCUUUGUCCAUUUAUAAAGAAUAAAUGACAGAAAAAUGAUAUUAGGAAGCGGAGACAAAUGGAAAAUCUGAUCUGACUGCAGCUGGAAACUCAAUAUUUUCACCCUGUUGGUCUUUUAUAACUUGAUUUAAAGACUGAAUAACAACGUUUGUGUACAAAAAAAAGACUUUUAUUCCUCAGAUUGUAAACAACCUCUUCCUGUUGCUUGUUUUGUCCGCGAUGUUCAACAAAGAGUCAGAAAACUUGUAAAUUUCCACAUUUUGGAAGCUAAAACUAUCAGAAAAACACCUGCUUUGAUGUAAAAACCCUCUCGGCGGUUGUUUUCCAUCCUCAGAUGGCAGCCUGCAGCCGUAGGAUCAGAGUCUUAAUGUCGUGUUCGUUCCAUGAUGGUGAAGCUUCCUUCGCUGCCCGCCGGACUGUUGUUUUUUCGGCGGGUUCGUGUGUGAGUGUUUGGUGAACAGUUUCUCCAGAUCAGCAAUAUAUCGACGGAUCGGCGCCAAGAGCUUUUAUUUUCACCCCGAUGAUGUAUUUUUAGUAACUGUGCAGAGAAAAGAAUCAGUAGGAUGUCGAUGAGAUGCUGUAAAAUAAAAAUAAUAAAAAACAUGAAAGCAUCUUUCAAAACCUGAUCUGGGAAUUUUCUGCUUGAGUUUCAAAGAUUUUUCUUUUUUUAAACACUGGAUUAUUACGACUCAUCUCUGUCACUGUGUUCACUGACGGCUGUAAAGAGAAGGAAUGAAGAAUAAAAACCAAGAAAUGAGAUGAAGGUAUUCCAGUCUUUGAAAAAGUAUUUAUAGAAUAACAUGUACAGCUUUGGCAAUAUAAUAAAGUUGUCCCAAAUGAG